AUGCUGGUCGCCUCCAUGUCCCUGUGGCACCCCUGUCAAUUUGCAGCUGCUGGCGCGUUGAUCGAUUGCCUGACUUGCCAAAGGCCUGCACGAGAUUUCAACACUGAAAAGCAAUUCCGGAUGGAGAACGCACUUCGAAUGUACCCCACCGUGAGCGGCGUAACCAACAAGGCGGUUUUCACCACGACGCCGCUGAAAGAAGAGGCUAUUAGGCAGGGGCUCAUUCACGUCCCUGAAGACCAGGUUUACUCUCAUUCAUACGUGCCACCGCUGGGAGCCCCUCAGCAGCUAGUUUCUGUCAGGCAGCAUGGUCAUACAUUCACUCCGAUCCCGCUGUAUAGCGGGCCGCUUCAGUAUGUGCAAAAGCCUCCUCUUCAUGUCGCCCCCGAGGUGUGUUACCAGAGCAGCCCUACGAUGUACACUGUCACGCAGCAGGCCACUGCACGCCCUCGGCUGAUGACCCCACUCAAGAUGCCUUACCGGGUGGCGGCUCCUGAUCUGGCGCCGUCCACAGUACAGUCUCCAUCGGCAGCGCACCCCAUGCAGGCGUGGGAAUAUGUCGUGGCGGAGCCCCUCUUGGCUGACACGACUGGAUUCUUGCUGACAGAGUCGAAAGCUGUUCAGGUUGGUUCUGAGCAAAGGCAGGUAGAGAGUGCCGGUGGUACGGAGAAGAAGGAAGCUGAUCACGGACCCGAGUCUGACGAGUCGCUGCUCCUGGUGUCUACCAAUCAUACUGACUCAAUGGGUGAAGAAGGGCUGGAGCAGAAAAAGGACAAAGAUGCAAUGGUAAAAAAGAGAAAUUCCGUUAGUGACGAUGAAGAUCCUGAUGUUAACACAAAAUCAGAGGAUGCCGAGCAAUCCAAAGGUGAUGCAACCGAUUCUGAUGGCAAGGCGCCGCGCGACGCGGCAAAGGAGAGCAAAUUUGCUGGAAAAGCGGGACUGGAAGCAACGGAGUUCGCGCCGGAAGCGCCAACGACUGCUGAAAGCUCGAGUACUACCCAUUCCAACUUCCAGGAGAUUCUGGAAACUACUCGUGUGGCGAAAUUGAGCGGCUGGCCUGUAGGAUACGUCCCCCCAUCCGACCCCCAAGAAUACAAGGAGCUCCGUAUUGGUAGCAAUGUUUACCUCAUAGGAGGCACCUUCUAUUUGAGUGACACUGGUGCGUACCUUCUGGGGCUACGAAACUGA
Messenger RNA from Besnoitia besnoiti, 1188 nucleotides. RefSeq lists its product as uncharacterized. The record is from RefSeq and is a predicted model, not a curated record. Bases 1 to 1188 code for a protein of 395 amino acids. NCBI's taxonomy places the organism in Eukaryota, Apicomplexa, Conoidasida, Eucoccidiorida, Sarcocystidae. The transcript has 2 exons.